GUAUUUUUCUUAUCGAACCGAGUACCAGGGGUCAACAUCUUACGGGGCGCCGAAGACGAGUGUGCACGUGCAGUGCGUCAUGUGCAUCUCCUAUCGGUUAAAUAAAGGCCGUGUCGGCGGCUCCCCCCGGUCAGAGCUCCAAGAUGUUCAGCGGAGAGACCGCCGCUGGGGCGGAGGCUACCGGCCGACAGCAGACGACAUCAAGACAGUUCCUGUGCGUGGACGACACCGGGCCGGAGAGAAAGCUGCAGCUGAAGGAGGAAGUCCUGCAGGCCUUCCUAGAAAGUGAUGACGUUUCUGACAAGCCUGUGGCGGUGAUUUCGGUGGCCGGAGCAUUCCGAACUGGCAAGUCGUUCCUGUUGAGCGCGAUGUCCCGUUAUUUGGCAGCUGAAGACAAAAAGCAAUGGCGUGAUGUCAAAAAAGGGAGCUUCACAUGGAGCAAUGGAGCGGACUCUCAUACCAACGGCAUGUUCAUCUCGCCUCCGAACACAAUCACUUUGGAUUCCGGAGAAGAGGCUGUCCUUUUUCUUUUGGACACGCAGGGGCUGUUCGACGACGAUUCGAACAUGGCUGAUGCCACCAACAUCUUCGCACUGAGCACACUUCUCAGCUCCAAGGCAGUGUUCAACCUUCCAAAUAACUUAAAAAGCGAUGACCUAGACCACCUUCAGCUUUUCGCCGAGAUCGGCCGCAUGGCCAGAGAUCGAUCUGACAGAACAGCCUUCCAGAACCUGCUCUUCCUGAUUCGCGAUUGGGAUCACCCAGCUACUCAUCCGUUCGGGAAACAGGGAGGCGAUGCUCUGGUCAAAAGACGACUGAGAAGUGACAAGGUGGACCUCGACCAAAGACGACAGCACAUUGAAGGAUGUUUCGCAAACAUCGAAGGGUUUCUAAUGCCCCAUCCGGGAAAGGCAGUGGCCCGUAGCUCGGCCUUUUCUGACGACGAUAUUGACGAGGAGUUUGCGACUCAUCUGGACGAGCUGCUGACCUUGCUGCUCUCUCCAGACAAGAUCCCGUUGAAGAUGAACGGCAACCGCCCAGUGACGUGCGGAGAGCUGUCUACACUGAUCAGGAUGUACGCGGACCUCUUCCAAAGCGGCAAGCUUCCGGAACCAAAGGGAAUCCUGGAGACAGUCGCUGAGGCCUAUAACACAGCAGCUGUCGAUGCUGAGCUCAACAACUAUGUGAGAAAUAUGAACGAACUACUGGCGGAAGAUGCUCCGCUGCUGACCGAAGAAGUCCUCAGGAAGAAGCACAGCGAGGAAAAGUCUGCAGCAGUUGAAUGUCUCAAAAACAGGGACACCAUCCCAGAUCCGACAAAAGACGGAGGCUUCUACUGUUCUCGGCUUGAGGAAAAGAUAGAAGAAUGGUUGAAAACGUCAGAAAAAAUGUUCACAGAAAGAUGUGCAAACGAUAAGGAAAAGGCAAUAAAAAUGAAUGAAAACCUGGUGAAUGAGUGUAUCGAGACAUUCGACGCAUCGAUGCGUGACUUGGAGAGUGACGAGCCUGUUGGGGAAGAGAAGAUCAGAGAAGCCUACCACGAAGCAGGAAAGGCUGCUGUAGAUCGCUUCACACAAGGCAUGGUUACGUUGGGAUCAUACGUACCAACAGAUUGUAAACACAAGUUGGAAGUGACUUUGAAGGAAAGGCUCGACCAAAUGCUGGCAACAGACGAGAACUUGUCGAACAUGAAGGUAGUGGAAAAUCAUUUUCAAAGUUACACGGCGCGUAUGAAAGAUCUUGUUGAGGGUCCAGAUUAUCUGGACAAUGAUCUAGUGUUGGGGAGUCACAACAAGGCGAAAGCAGAGACACUGCGGACAUUGAACCCGCUGAUCAGCAUGCUUCACGUCACUGAAUGUGGCAGUCGGUACUCUGACCUGCUGCAGAGCAGGAUGGACGCAUGGCUUCAAACUUCGCAGGACCUCUUUGACGAAAAGUGUGCACAGGACAGAGCGAAAGCGGACGAAGCGAAUCGUGCACUUGUGGGCCAAUGCUUGCAGUUAUUUCAACGUGAAAUGGCAUCUCUGGAAAAUUCCCAGACCACGACCAAACUGGAAGUAGAAGAAGCCAUAGGAGAGGCAAGCCAGACGGCCAUGCAGCGUUUUGAACAUGAAAAGGUUACAUUUGGAUUGCACAAUGCUGAAGACAGUCGUCAGCAGUUGCAGAAAAACAUUAAGGAAAAUAUUCAUCAUAUUCUCAGCCGAGUAGAGGCAAAGUCAAACAAAAAGGUUGUCGAGCAUCAGUUCCAGCAAUACCAGCAGAAGAUGGAGGCCUUCCUAGGUGAUUGUUCGCUGGUUGACGAAGACCUUAUCAAAGAAGAGCACUCAAAGGCUAAGGCUGUGCUGCUGGAAGGAAUGAAGAAACUACUGAGUGUGGAACACUUAAACAAUUCUGAAAAUGACUACUGGGUUAUGCUUCAUAAGCAAAUGGACGAAUGGUUUGAACAAUCGCAGGAAAAGUUCCGCAAAAAGUGUGUGAAAAACAAAAAAGAAGCAGAGAAAACAAACGAAGCCCUUGCUGACGCAUGUUUCAGUUCAUUUUCAUCAUCUAUGAAGGAAAAGAUAGAACAGCUGGGUAAAUCCGGCAACCCACAUCAGGUGUGCGCUACGAAGCAGGAAGAAGUGCUGAGGAGGUUCGACCGGGAAAAAACGACGAUGGGGUCCUACAGAGCUGAUGAGACUCGGGCGUUUCUCGAAAAACGUAUUAGCGAAGAGACAUCACUUCUGAUUGGUAAUUUCAUAGAGAAAGAAAAGAACAAGAAAAAGCGUGGUCCCAUUGGACAACUUCUCAAAGAGGUCUCCAAAUAUUUGUAAAGUUCACAUGCGGAAGCUCUGGGUGACGUAAAUAGCGAAGUAGCAGCCUUAGAAAACACCGAGCGUACGACCCACGUACGACCCAGCUGCCGACGGAGCGUCAAGACCAGUCGAGGCUCGCGCAGCUGCGCCCCAGUACGACCGCGUGAAAACCCGUCUGGAGAGGCAGUACGAGGACAAUUUUUCUGCGCUGUAAUUCAUUAUCUAAUCCAAAAUCUUAGUUAUGCCUACCAAUAGGUACUCUGCCGUGUUGUAUAUGUUACGGGCAAUAUGCUAACUUGGGCAAUAUGCAAACUGCCCGGGCAGUAUGCAAACUACCCACCAGCCUGGGCAGUAUAUGUACCGCCCGGAUAAUAUCCAUGCUACCCUACGCGCUGGGCAGUAUGUAAUGCAUAUGUAAUAUUGCGGCGUGUCUCUUGAAUAAAGUUCAAGUUCUGACUCAAACAUGAAUGGGUAGUAGGCGCUGCUGGGUGAUGCUUCUUACCCCGCUUUUUUCUUGUCGGUGAUUUUCACAUGUCUCCUUUUAACCUUCGCCCCAGUGGGGGGGGGGGAGGCGAAGGUUGAAUGUUACAUAUAUGUUACGCAACAUGUUACCACCCUGUCGCGUUUUUUGCGUGUGAAUAAAAAACCGCGGAGCUACGCGCCGCGCCGCUUGGA
Messenger RNA from Amphibalanus amphitrite, 3470 nucleotides. RefSeq lists its product as uncharacterized. The record is from RefSeq and is a predicted model, not a curated record. NCBI's taxonomy places the organism in Eukaryota, Metazoa, Arthropoda, Thecostraca, Balanomorpha, Balanidae. The transcript has 2 exons. Gene Ontology annotation, molecular function: GTP binding; GTPase activity. Bases 144 to 2813 code for a protein of 889 amino acids.